GCGCGCCAGCUCUCCGAGCGAGAGGGCGGGGGCAAGGAUUUCGUCAUCUCGCAGCAGCAGGCCAAGAUAGAGGAGCUGCGCUGGGAGCUGGAGCGCCGGGCGCGGGAGGAGGAGCGCCUGCGGCAGGAUCGAGCUGAGGACGCAGGACAAAAGAGAAUGCCUCGGCAUCCAGGAGGCUUCGCGCCGCCCCUGCCGGGCCAGCGGAGCGGGCGGAGGCCCGCAUCCGCUGGGAAGGCCCGCAGCGGCCCCCGGGGCUGGUCCGCGUCGCCGCGGGCGAGCCCGGUCAAGGGCUUCACCCGAGGGAGAGCCAGGUGCCCAUGCAGACGGAGAACACGGACAGGGAGUCUGCCACGAGCAGCCCAGGCGCGAUGGGGCAGAGCCCGCGGCACAGCAUGCCGAACCUG
Messenger RNA from Prorocentrum cordatum, 404 nucleotides. NCBI's taxonomy places the organism in Eukaryota, Dinophyceae, Prorocentrales, Prorocentraceae. The record is from the annotation of a GenBank genome assembly.